Molecule: messenger RNA, 2388 nt
Organism: Cladocopium goreaui
Lineage: Eukaryota; Dinophyceae; Suessiales; Symbiodiniaceae
Source: the annotation of a GenBank genome assembly
AUGAUCAACGAGGUCUACGUCAGUCGCCAGAGCCGCGACACAUUCGUAAGCCGCGCUGCCUGCAAAAUUCGCGCUGGAGAACAGGUGGAACAGGGUGUGGUGCGCAUCUUGCCCGUGGAUGGGAAGCAAUGUACCCUGGUCCACCCUUGGCCUUCGAGUAGUUCGUCGACCUGGGCCAGCGGAAGCGGCUGUGUGCAGUUUUACACCACCAAGCCCUCCGAAGCGUCGGCAAAACUGGUGCCUAGUGCGGACGAGGCCGGGCGUUACGAGGUGCUGGCCCUGCGAGAUAUCGAAGCCCAUGAGGAGCUGACCCUGUUAGAUGAGAGCCUCUCUUGGAGAGGCCCAGCGAAGAUCGAUCGUCCGCAGUCGCAGCAUCAGGAGCCAAGCCUCGUAGAUUGCUCCAAAGUGGAGGCUCGCCCAGAUGCCUGGGGCGGUGUAGGCGUCUAUGCCACAGAGCCCAUUCGCAAGGGAGACGUGGUGGAGCGCGGUGUGGUGCAGCGACUGCCUGUGGAUGGGAACGAGUGUCCCUAUGUCUUCACUUGGAGUGAGGACCGAUCAGUUUGGGCCACCGGCAGUGGAUGCUCCGUGUUUUACAAUGCCUCCUUGGAUGGGUCAGAGAAUACUUCGAUGACCCGAAAUUUGGAUGAUGACACUUUUGAAAUUUACGCCAUCAGAGAUAUCGAGAAGGGGGAAGAGUUGACGCAUCUUUACAAAAGCAUCGACUGGCGCAGCUGCUUCACCGACCUCAAGGCUUUGCGUGACAAGACACUGAACAAGCUUGACAAAGAGCGAGCUGAAUUUGCUGAAUAUUGGGCGGAUCAUUCGGCACCAACCAUUGAGAAAAUGAUGUUGGACGAUGAUGCGGCCUCCAUCGAUAAGUUGGAAAGGCCUGAGAUCCUCUCUCAGAUUCCAAGCUUUACAGGCAAAGAGGUCUUGGAGUUGGGUGCUGGCAUCGGACGCUUCAGCGGCGUUUUGGCGCGGAAAGCGCGGAAGGUCACAGCGGUGGAUUUUGUGGCGACCUCCUGUGUGGAGAAUCGCAAGGCCAACGCGGAGAAGAAUUUGGAGGUGAUACAGGCGGAUGUGACAACUUUGGACUUUCCGCCGGGAUCUUUUGACCUGGUUUUCUCCAACUGGCUCUUCAUGUACCUGACGGAUGAGGAAUGUCGGGAACUGGCCGCCAAGCUCCUUCGUUGGCUACGGCCAGGAGGCCAUGUCUUCUUUCGCGAGUCCUGUUUUCACGCCUCAGGCAACGCGGCACGGCGCUUCAAUCCCACCAAGUACAGAACACCCGAGCAGUAUUCGGGUUUCUUCAGCGAUGCAGAGGCAGGCGACUUUCGCUACCAGCUCAGUGGCACCAACUUUGUGGAGAGUUACGCGCAGCUGAAAGGGAAUAUGCACCAGUACUGGUUCCGCUGGCAGAAAGUGAGCCCGGCGAGUGAGCGACAUUUGAUGACGCUGCAAACGGGGCAGUAUGCGCCGGCGAAGAUUCUACGCUAUGAGAAGAUCUACGGCCGCGGCUACGUCUACACUGGAGGGGAUGAAAUUUCCCAGAAGAUCCUGGAGCUGGCUCAGCCCCUCAGGGAAGGUGCCUCUGUGUUGGACAUUGGCUUCGGUGCUGGGGGCACAGCCUACUACUUGGCCCAGCACUGUGCAGGUGUUUAUGUGCACGGCAUCAACUGGAGUUCCGAGUUGGCUUCCUUCAAUGCUGGUCGAUUGCCACAGGUGCCAACAGACUUGCGCGACCGGGUGAGCUUUGAACUCACGCCUGAGUGUGGCGUACCGGAGAAUGAACUGCGCUACCCUCCCAACAUUUUCGACUUGGUGAUCCUUCGGGAGACCUUGAUGUAUUUGGACCGCGAGGAUAAAGCCGUGAUUUUGAGGAAGAUCAAACAACUGCUGAGGCCUGGUGGAUGCCUGGUGGUGCUGGACUACUGCGCUGGACAGAAGGAGCUCUCCGCGACUUUUCAGGAGCACUGCCACAGAUGGCAUUAUGAGUGCAUCCCCCCGGCGGAGAAUGAAGAACUGCUGAAGAACUAUUUUCAGGUGGAAAGUCAGGAUCUGACUGCGAGCUUCAUCAAAUACAUGGAGGAGGGGCUUGAGAACAUCGAGCAGUCCCUGGGUCCCAAGUCGUGGAAAAGCAGCCAGAUGGACAUGUCACGCCUGGAAAGUGGUGUGAAGGACGCGCUGGAGAGUCUACCAGAAGAAGUGGUAGAAGAAGCGUCGCAGGCCGCCAUGCAGAAAGUGAAGUUGUAUGAGGCGGCAUUGGCAUCGGAGAGUGAGAGACUGAAAGAUGACUACCUCUGGGCCCGUGAAACCUGGGCGCUGGAAAAGGAAGCAGCUGAGACUGGAGAUUUGAAGUGGUACCUCUUCUUGGCUAGGGCCGGUUAG